AUGCCCAAGGACUCGAUCGUGAUCAAAGGCCCAGAUUUCAACCAGACCGUGACCUUGGACUCCUUACUUUCGACCUUUAUCCACUCUGGCUUCCAGGCCUCGGCCAUUGGUCGUGCUAUCGAGAUUAUUAAUGAGAUGCGUCAAUGGCGUCUUUCGGAUGAGCCUCUCCCACUUCCCACUGCUGAGGACCCCAUCGUCGAUCCUGAACUGCUGGACCCCGAGUAUCGCAAGUCCGUGAAAUGCAAGAUCUUUCUGGGGUACACUUCGAAUUUAGUUUCGUCCGGUGUUCGUGAGGUGAUCCGGUUCUUGGUCCAACACAAACUUGUUGACUGUUUGGUUUCGUCCGCCGGCGGAGUCGAGGAGGAUUUUAUCAAGUGCUUGGCUCCGACAUACUUGGGAGAGUUCUCGCUGGAUGGCAGUAAGUUGAGAAAGAGUGGAUUGAACAGGAUUGGGAACUUGUUGGUUCCGAAUGAUAACUACUGCAAGUUUGAGGAUUGGGUCAUGCCAAUCCUGGAUAAGAUGUUGGAGGAGCAGAAGGACGAGACGAUUAAAGCCCAUUGGGCACCGAGUAGUGUCAUCAGCAGGUUGGGUAAGGAAAUCGCACAUGAGGAGUCGAUCUACUAUUGGGCCUAUAAGAACGACAUUCCAGUGUUCUGCCCAGCGUUGACGGACGGUUCUUUGGGCGAUAUGAUCUACUUUCACUCGUAUAAGAACCCCGGUUUGAUCAUCGAUAUCGUCUCGGAUAUCCGCGCUAUGAACAACCAGGCCGUGUUCGCCAAGAAGACUGGAGUCAUCAUCCUCGGCGGUGGAGUUGUUAAGCAUCAUAUCUGCAACGCCAAUCUCAUGCGCAAUGGUGCAGAUUUUGCGGUGUUCAUCAACACAGGCCAGGAGUUUGACGGAAGUGAUGCAGGAGCUCGACCGGACGAGGCAGUUUCGUGGGGCAAGAUUCGUAUGGAUGGAAAAUCCGUCAAGGUCUACACGGAUGCGACAAUCGCCUUCCCUCUAAUCGUCUCGCAGACCUUUGCCAAGGAGUUUCAAAAGAUUGAUGAAAAGUUUUCAUAG
This is a messenger RNA of Gamsiella multidivaricata, 1062 nucleotides long. Its product is annotated as deoxyhypusine synthase. The record is from RefSeq and is a predicted model, not a curated record. Gene Ontology annotation, molecular function: deoxyhypusine synthase activity. The transcript is spliced from 3 exons. Gene Ontology annotation, biological process: peptidyl-hypusine biosynthetic process. Bases 1 to 1062 code for a protein of 353 amino acids. Gene Ontology annotation, cellular component: cytoplasm. Lineage: Eukaryota; Fungi; Mortierellomycota; Mortierellomycetes; Mortierellales; Mortierellaceae.